UUGAGCUCAGCUUUCAUGAGCGUGACUAUAACAACUGAUGAAUAGACACAUCGCCCGGAGGUCAUCGGCGUCAAAGCAGCGGAGAACAACCCAAAGCGAUGGUGCAAGAAGACAGCACAGCUGCUCCGAGGGUGAAACGCAACAGAUGAGCAGAUCGACACAGCUGCUGCUCUACUGACUUACAAGCGCUGCUCUGGAUAACCGACGAGAAUGAACACAAACGACGCGAAGGAUUACCUCUCCAAACGACAGAUCCCACACCUUUUUGAGAGCAUGUUAACAGGGCUGAUGUACCACAAGCCUGAGGACCCUUUGGCAUUCUUGGAAAGUUGUCUGCAGAAAACACGAGACCUUGGGGGUCCUGAAUGUGUUGCCUGGGACACUUUCAUUACACCUGAUCGAAAACCUCUACCACCAAUCACCCCAGCACAGGGAAAGAAAAACCCUGGCAAACUCGACAGUGGUCCUGGUCCAGGCCCCGGACCUUACCGUCGAUAUGAAAGGUUGCCACCAAUCCAGGCCCAGUUCUCCAUAGAAAGUGACUCAGACAUGACAGAGUCCUCAGGGCUCAUACAAGAAUAUGAUGUCUUUGACCCAUCAAAACCACGCCCACACAUCAUAUUCAUUAUUGGUGGACCGGGCAGUGGGAAGGGCACUCAGACAGCUAAACUUGCAGAUCACUAUGAUUACGAGCAUGUGUCCGUGGGGGAAAUUUUGAGGAACCAGUUGCUGCAUCAUGCCCCCAGUGACAGAAAAUGGGAGUUGAUUGCUCAGAUCAUAGCCAACGGGGAACUGGCACCACAGGAGACGACUAUUGAAGAGCUGAAGCAUCAGUUUAUCAAAAAGCAGGAUGCUAAAGGAUUCAUUGUGGACGGAUUCCCCAGAGAGAUCUCACAGGCUUUCACCUUUGAGGAACAGAUUGGCUCCCCAGACUUGGUGAUCUUGCUUGCCUGCUCCAAUCAGCAACUCCGGCAGCGUCUAGAGAAAAGAGCUUCCCAGCAGGGACGUCCCGACGAUAACACUCACGCUAUUGAGAAGAGACUAGAUACCUUCAAACACAAUAUCACACUCAUAGCCAAGUACUACCAGGAGAGAGGACUUAUUGUGAGGGUCGAUGCUGAUCGAGAGGAAGAUGACAUUUUCACAGACAUUUCUACCAUUGUGAAGGAGAGAUUCUUCCCUAAUGACACAAAUGCAAGCAGUACUGAAGAUCUUUAGAGGGACGUCUAAACAUCCAAACAGCUGUUGCCAUUAAUUCCAAAAUGACAAAAACAGCCUGCCAAACAUAUUUUUCAUCAAUAGGGUCAAGGAAGUAAUAUAAUAUACUGUAGAAUUUACACUGGAUGUUGCCUCUGUUUGUACUUCACUGUGAAUCUACUCCUUUGCUGUAAUUUAAUAAGAAUGACUUUCUAGAGCAGAGCUUUUUUUUCCCCCCACAUUUUCUGUUUUUUUUUUUUUUUUUUUUUUGUCUUAAUUUUAAUGUUGUUUUGACUCUAUAUUAUUAAUGCAUAUUUGGAGCUCAAGCCAGAAUUAAUGUGAGUUGUAAAAUGCACCAAAUUAUAAUGCAAUAACACAAUAACAACAUCAAAUGUUUUCAAACAAAUUGCCUAACCUAUUCCUGCAAAAUUAUUAAAGGGAUUAAUGAUUACUGUUAAGUUCUCCUACUUCACAGUAUGAGCACAUUGGAGAGAGACAAAAAAAUUACAAAUAAAAAUAAAUAAAAAAAAAUGGAGAGAGAGAGAGAGGCACUACAAACGUGUCUUCGGGCUGUGUUCUCAUUAAUAGAUGUUCAUUCCAGCUGUGCCAAUAUUUCACAGUGAGACAUCAGUGAAGACAGACUCUCUGUCCUUGCUGACAGACCUUGACCUUGACUGUUAACUCAAGUGCCAAAAAUACUGCAAAUUACUGAGGAGUACUGAAAUGUAAACCCACCUUUAUUGAAAGAUGGUACACAGAAAUUAGUGGAAAAAACAAGUAGUAAAAGCUUAUUAAAUAUCAGCAGUAUCUAUUUCAUGCUUUUUCCACAAUCAUUGCUUGUAGAUCUUCUAGACAAAAAUUCACAAUUGGCCCACUAGAUGGCAGACUUUUAUUCCUUAAAAAUAAUUUGUUCAAUACCCUCAACUGAUUUGAAAGCGUUAACUCAUAGACGUCCACAAUAAUACCCAGUUCUGCCUUUUUGAAGAAAUGUAAUAUUAUCAAUUCUUAGCUUUUGAGUAUGUAAACUGAUUGAUAAAGAAUAAACAUGUUUAAAAAACUGCUUGGAAAAACAUGAGCUCCGAGUACGCUUUUAACAACAGUAGAUAACGUUAACCCUAAAAAGACCAUAGUAUCUUUGUUUGGGUUAAGUGUGUUUAAAAUACUGUGUUAUAAACAGCAUCACAGUGAAGGAGUGCUGGUAUGUGCUGCCUCUCAAAAUAGAUCCGCCUUUAUCGCCUGCCUGGCAAAUUACUAGCAGUGGCGCGAUAGGAGACUCCUCUAUACUUGCACAAAAUACAGCUUCAGGUUUUUUAAAGUAUAAAUUGAAUUACUGCAUCUGUAUGUUGUUGAGAAAAUCUCCUCUUUCGUGUUCUGAUCUGACAUGUUCAGUUUGGUUUUGGAUGGUUAUAGAGAAUAAUACCACCGUGGUGCGUUUUUUACUCUUCUUAUCUGCUGUAUAGUCUAGAGCUUUUCUGCUCUUUAUAAUUCUUUUAUUUUUCACACUUUCUUUCUUUUGAUGCACAUAAAAGAAGAUACUUUGACAAGGUUUUUUUUUUUUUUUCUGUACAGUGGAAGUCAAUGGUCACCAAAAACGUUACCAGCAUUCUUCGAAACAUCUUCUUUUGUGUUGAAGAAAGAAAGCCUUACAGGUUUUGGAAAAUUAUUACAAUUUCAUUAUUCCCCCGAAACUCUUUACAUCCAGUAGCUGAUCUUGGCACGGUUAUGAGAGAAAUUUCAUUGUCUGAUUCAACAAAUCAUACUUUUCAGAUCUUUUAAGUUGAUCUAGUUUACAAAACUGAACAGAAUGAUUUGUUAAUGAAUCAAAUUGAUCCGCUUCUCAAGUUCAAUACACUCUAAUCGGUCAAUCAUAAGGAAAUGUACAUUAUCAGUGAAUCAUUUCUAACAUAAAUAUGUGAUAUGUGAAUCAACUGAUUUCCAUUUUAAGCUUGUAUGCUAACAUAAUUGUCCUGUUGAUAAAAAGCCGAAGAAUAACCUAUUUUGUAACAGUGUUUCAUUUCAAUCUGAAAUAUGGCUAUUUAAGUACAUUCAUUUAAUUUGUUCAUUUUUAUAAGGUAACAG
Carassius gibelio (silver crucian carp) is the source of this 3276-nucleotide messenger RNA. RefSeq names its product adenylate kinase isoenzyme 5-like. Gene Ontology annotation, biological process: nucleoside triphosphate biosynthetic process. Gene Ontology annotation, molecular function: ATP binding; AMP kinase activity. The record is from RefSeq and is a predicted model, not a curated record. The transcript is spliced from 8 exons. Lineage: Eukaryota; Metazoa; Chordata; Actinopteri; Cypriniformes; Cyprinidae. The coding region runs from base 211 to 1218 and encodes 335 amino acids. Gene Ontology annotation, cellular component: cytosol; cytoplasm.